Musa acuminata AAA Group (dessert banana) is the source of this 891-nucleotide messenger RNA. Its product is annotated as inosine triphosphate pyrophosphatase-like. Lineage: Eukaryota; Viridiplantae; Streptophyta; Magnoliopsida; Zingiberales; Musaceae. The coding region runs from base 140 to 739 and encodes 199 amino acids. Gene Ontology annotation, molecular function: nucleoside triphosphate diphosphatase activity. Gene Ontology annotation, biological process: nucleoside triphosphate catabolic process. Gene Ontology annotation, cellular component: cytoplasm. The record is from RefSeq and is a predicted model, not a curated record. The transcript has 8 exons.
GUCCGACCAAGCGUCGAACAGGUAAGGGGCAGUGAGGAGUCUCCUCUUGUGGCAGGCGAAGUGUGGCCAGGGGCGCCGCUGCGGCCUGCGACACCAUCAACAUCAUAAUCGACCGGCGGAGGGGACGUGGGAGGAGACGAUGCCGACGGUGCUGCCGCGACCCGUGACGUUCGUGACGGGAAACACAAAGAAGCUGGAGGAAGUCCGUGCCAUCCUCGGCCACUCCAUUCCCUUUCGAUCCCUGAAGCUCGAUCUGCCGGAAUUGCAAGGUGAGCCAGAAGAAAUAUCCAAAGAAAAGGCCCGACUGGCUGCAGCCUCGGUAAAUGGGCCUGUACUUGUCGAGGACACUUGCUUGUGCUUCAAUGCUUUGAAUGGUCUCCCAGGACCUUACAUAAAGUGGUUCUUGCUGAAGAUUGGACAUGAAGGCCUGAACAAUAUACUGAAUGCCUAUGAAGACAAAUCGGCUUAUGCUAUGUGUAUUUUUUCUCUUUCUCUUGGUCCGAACUUAGAGCCAGUUACAUUUCUUGGGAAGACCCAGGGUAAAAUUGUUCCUCCAAGAGGUCCUACUGAUUUUGGAUGGGAUCCGAUCUUCCAACCAGAUGGCUAUGAGCAAACCUACGCUGAGAUGCCGAAAGAGGAAAAGAAUAAGAUAUCCCACCGCUCAAAAGCACUGGCGUUGGUGAAAUCACACUUUGCGGCUGCCGAUUACAUCUUCCAAACAGAUGGCUCUCAUCAUUAACAGCUCAAUCGCAAUGGGCUUGUUGUUGCUGAGGAGGUGGAUUCUGUAGACAUCUAUAUCUUGUCAUGGUUACUGCCUAGUUCUUGAACAUCCGUAAACUACAUGGAGUAUUAUGCUUGUUAGAACAUCUUAAUUGGAAGUACAUUUAUUUA